UACUUCAAGCGUGCAUACCCUGAAUUGGGACACAGCCCAUGUUUUCUACAACUGGAUCCGCUAUCCCUGCCCAUUGCGCGCUACCGACGGAGGGGAAACGGAGGAUAACUACUAAAACGUAAAUGCGCGUCAGAGAGAUUAUAACGGACCAAUAAAAAUCAGCUGAUAUCAGCGUGAUUGAUCUGCAGCAGAAUGAACAGCGCAGCUAUGUACCCACCUGUCAUGGCACCCCAAGCCAAUAUGUUUGGAAAUGUCCCAGGCUAUGAAGGCACUGUGCCAGGAGGAGGAGGUUUCCUGCCCCCUCCCAUGCCCAUGGAGCCAGUAGCCCCACCCCAACCCGGCCCUGAAAAUCCUGAAUGGAGCAUCCCCUCUCUGUCUGAGGAUGAGGCUCGGGAGGCAUUCAGGGAAUUUGUGUCGUCUCAUUGCUGCUACAGUGACGCUCCGGUCACUGAGGGAGAAAUCACCUCCAUGGAGCCAUUCAACACAUUUAGGUACCGUCUAGAGACGUUCACUGAGUCCAGGUCAACUGAGUGGGCAGAGAAACCAUAUGAAGGUGAGCCUGCUGACUUUUACACCCAGCCCGCUCCACGACCAUGGGAGGUCCAGGCCACCCCCCCCAAACUCUUCAGUGACCAUAAAAUGAAGAUCCGGGUGCCAUACACGUCCUCUGUCAAGGAAUGCUACACCUGCCAUGCAACAGGUAUAGAGCAAUGCACUGAGUGCAAUGGAUGUGGAAAAAAAUCUUGUUGGGUGUGUAAUGGUACUGGAGUGAAGUUCGAUGCAGCCUGCAGUCACUGCAACGGCACAGGCAAAGAAAGUUGUAGUAAGUGUAAUGGCAGAGGGAAAAAGGAGUGUCAAACCUGUAAAGGAAAACGCCAACUGCUGACCUACAUCGAGCUCAAAGUGGAGUGGAAAAACAAUGUGGAAGACCACGUGGUGGAGCAUAACUCUGGUUUAAAGACUGAUAAGCUGAGCUCAGUGAAUGGGAAGGAGCUGUUCAAGAACAGCCAGAACUUGGUUUACCCGCUGUUUGGGUUUCCAAACCCAGCAGUCUCUCAGACCUCUGAGCGUCUGAUCAAAGAACAUCAAACUAAGUAUGGCCAAACCUCCAGGAUUCUGCAGCAGAGGCAGACGGUUGAGCUGAUCCCCAUCACCAGGGUGAACUACAAGUGGAAAGACAACACCCACGCCUACUAUGUGUACGGCAAAGAGCACAAAGUCAAUGCUGACGACUAUCCAGCAACCUGCUGCUGCGUCAUCCUGUAGACUAUUCUGCAUCCCACACAAAGAACAUCAUACCAAAGUAAACAUAGUGGUGGGAGUGAAUUAAAUUAAGGAUUUGGAGUAGCUUGGUCAAAGUCUAGACUGAAAUUCAUUUCAGAUGCUUUGGCAUAGUCUUUAAUAUGCCAAAAUCACAGAUGAGUUAGAAUCUCAGUGGUCAGGGGUCACAUUUUCUGAAAAUCUUUGUCGCCAGUAUUUUAGCAUGCCAUGUCCCUCUCUGGACUUUUUUAUUCUUUUCUUUUUCAUGUUUAUUGAAGCAUAUCAUAUAGUGUCUGUUGCAUUUGCUAAACAUCCUAUAUCUGUAAAAGAAACGAGGAUCAAUAUAAAGGUUAAUUAUUGCUUAGCUCUAAGUCACCAUGAAAAGCUUCUAUAUUUGCUUUUUCAUUCACAUGUUUUUCUGACAGUCUACUCUGUACUUAAAUGCAUUCUGGGAGAAGGAAGGAAGGAAAAAGGCUCAGUUCAUAUGGCCUGAAGCGAGUUGGUGACAGAAUGACAUAUUAGUAGCUCGACUCUGUUUUCCGCUCACCUCACUUUAGCAGACCAAUAUGGGGCCGCACCACAGCAAUCUGCCACAGUGUCUUAUUCAUCUACUGUGAAAAAGACAAUGAGAUACUUGAACUCCUCCACUUAAGGCAGCAACCCUGAGUUGACCAUGCACUCCUUCCUUCUAUAAAAAAUAUAUGAUAUGAAUUUUGAGGGGCUUGUAGGUGCACCUUAUCAGCAUUUGAAAAUUAUAAAAUAUGAAAAAUUUUGAACAUUACAGUUUUAUAAUUAACUGUAAUCAGUUAAUUAUAAAACUUGAAUGUCUCCAAAACAAUUUUCCAGGUGCACAUCUGACAAUAGGAGUCACAGUAAGACCGCUCACAUCUUUAGCUGACGUAAUUGCAACCAUAGACUGUAUAUAAAAGCUCAUGCUAAAUAGCUUUUUAAACUCUUCCAGUUGCUAAAUGUAGUCCAAAUGUAAAGACAUGUAUAAGAAAAUGCCCAUUAGCUGCCUUUCUCUGUCAGCUCAGUAGACUUUUAUGAUGGAGUUAAGUUUAAGUUGCUAAUCUCUGGUCUUACUGAAUACAGCAUGAUGUUGCCUUGGUAAUUAUAGACACCACUACAGUCAAAAAGGAGUAUAAAAUACGAUAUGCCUCAAGCCAGUGUGUGAUGCGUCUCCUCCUUUUUCACAUCAGGUAUUAAAGCACCAAGACAGCAGUAGUCAUAAUCAUCAGCUUAAGGCUUUGAGUCUUCACAUUGGAACUUCCCUAAUCAAUGCAGAACAUUGACUAUAUCCAUCUAUUAUAUACCAUAUGUCUGCAAAAACUAAAGAAAUACACAAAACCACGCAACCCUUUAGACUGGCUUCCUUCAAGACUGCAAAAAUCCUGUAGGAGGCAUUGUCCGACUCAGAGGGUCUGCCUUUCUGCUGGCUGUUACUUCUCUUUGAUAUUCAGGAGGAAAUUAGUUCUGUUAAAACUGUUAAACUGUUAAAAAUAUUUUUAUGUGCAUUUAUUUUUUUAUGUGCAUUUACUUAAAUAUGUAUUCUGUUUACCAUUUGAAGAUUUUAGUUUUAGUUUUGUUUUUAGUUAAACAGGUAACACAGUUCUUAUUUUGAUAAUAUAACCACCAACUUUUCUCUUUUAUAAUUUUGUUUCUUCUGAAUGUAACCCCUAAUGUCAGAUUGUUCCAGAACACAUCUCAAUUGUAAAAAUAUGGAUUUAAAAUAUGGACAUCACCAUUUACUAAGUGGAAUGCUCUUUUAUCAGCAUAGCCUGCCUUACCUACAUACAGGUACAUUUUUGCUCAUAACCUGGUGGGCCUGAUUGUUAUUACAUGUUAUGAUCUGUUAUCACUGUGGUGUAUUAAUGGUAUGUUAGUCCUUAAACUGAAAAAUAAAAUCUGAGACUCAUCUGCUUCUUUCCCAUAUUUCCAUCAAGCUGGGGAUGCAUAGAAAUGAUGAUAAACAGAAAGAAGUGAAGAUUUUGUAAUAUCUGCAGUGAUCCGAGUAUUUAUCAGUCCAAGUCUUUACUCAUUUUUGUGACUUAGGAUUUCUUGUUGAAAAGAAUUCUACUGUAACGCACCAGAAAAGGAGAGAAGUUGUCCUUCAUUUAGUUUCGAACUAAUAAAUGUUGCAAUCUUCAA
This is a messenger RNA of Oreochromis aureus, 3408 nucleotides long. Its product is annotated as protein SSUH2 homolog. Gene Ontology annotation, molecular function: heat shock protein binding. NCBI's taxonomy places the organism in Eukaryota, Metazoa, Chordata, Actinopteri, Cichliformes, Cichlidae. The coding region runs from base 193 to 1266 and encodes 357 amino acids. The transcript has 12 exons. The record is from RefSeq and is a predicted model, not a curated record.